Messenger RNA from Quercus lobata, 1032 nucleotides. Its product is annotated as protein WALLS ARE THIN 1-like. Gene Ontology annotation, cellular component: membrane. The record is from RefSeq and is a predicted model, not a curated record. Lineage: Eukaryota; Viridiplantae; Streptophyta; Magnoliopsida; Fagales; Fagaceae. The transcript is spliced from 7 exons. Gene Ontology annotation, molecular function: transmembrane transporter activity. Bases 1 to 1032 code for a protein of 343 amino acids.
AUGGGAGUAGUGCCUGAACGUACCAAACUGCACUUAGCCAUGAUUGUCUGCCAGCUAGGUUUUGCAGGGAACCAUAUUAUCUUGAAGAUUGCACUUAACAUGGGUAUAAGCCUGCUUGUUUUCCCAGUUUAUAGGAACAUCGUCGCGCUGGUUGCACUAGUUCCCUUUGCGUAUUUCUUAGAGAAGAGAGACAGACCACCAAUAAGUACUUCUCUUUUGUUACAAUUCUUCUUCCUUGGCCUUAUCGGGUUGAUAUGCAUGCAAACAUUUUCCCAUUUACAAUUUUGGCUUUCAAUUCCGGCAACAGAAAAUUCGGUUCCUGCUAUAACCUUUCUCAUGGCGGUCAUAUUCAGAAUGGAGCAAGUACACUUGAAAAGGAAAGAUGGUAUGGCUAAGGUGCUUGGAACUGUUUCUUCUGUUGUUGGAUCUCUUGUGAUUACUCUUUAUAAGGGACCAACCCUAUUUGGAUCAAAUUUACAGCGGCCGCCUAGCUCGCCUAUAGGUUCAGCCGGCCCUGACUGCCUUUGCUGGUCUAGUUGGAUUGUCUUACAAACACCACUCAUAAAGAAAUAUCCAGCUCGGCUUUCGAGUGCCUCGUAUGCUUACUUCUUUAGUAUUCUUCAAUAUUUGUUAAUAGCAGCAGUCUAUGAGAGAAACUCCCAAGCCUGGAUAGUUAACUCCACUGAUGAACUCCUUACUAUUUUCUAUACGGGAUUGGUGGCUUCUGCAAUGACAUAUGCAAUACAAAUAUAUGUAAUUGACAAGGCAGGACCGGUGUUUGUUUCAGUUUAUCUACCUCUACAGACCUUGCUUGUUGCUAUAAUAGAAGCCGUUGUUUUAGGCGAAGAAUUCUACUUAGGAGGGAUUAUUGGAGCAGUUUUUGUCGUAGCUGGACUAUACCUCGUUUUGUGGGGAAAAAGUGAAGAGAAAAAGUUAGAUGAAGAAAAGCCCUUGGUGUUUGAAAACAGUAAUGGGGAAAGUUUAAGCAAUGUCUCAAUCAUCCAACCAUCGCUUCCUACCUCUAGCAAUUAA